This is a messenger RNA of Trichoderma breve, 1317 nucleotides long. RefSeq lists its product as uncharacterized. NCBI's taxonomy places the organism in Eukaryota, Fungi, Ascomycota, Sordariomycetes, Hypocreales, Hypocreaceae. The record is from RefSeq and is a predicted model, not a curated record. Bases 1 to 1317 code for a protein of 438 amino acids. The transcript has a single exon.
AUGAGCUCUCUCCCCAAUACUCCUCAGCGUAAUGGGACACUCUCCCGGUUUAACAUUGAGGAUGUUGCUGAGGAAGAAUCCGUUACCGAAGCUAUUGUUGAGGGUGACAUUAUCGUUGAAGACAAUGUUUAUGAAGAGGUUGCUGCUGUUGUCCAAGAGGUUGUUGAGCAAGAGAUUGUUGAAGAGGUUGUUGUUAAGGAAGAGACUCUUAGAGACAACAUGAUCGUUCCCGCUAUCAGACAAGAGGAUGAGGCCGAGACAUCUACUGGCCUAAACACUACCAUUUCAGAGAGAGAAGAGAGUCAUGAAAGAGACGACAAUGUCAUUAAAGGGCUUGGGAUUACUGGUAUUCAACGCAGUGGAUCGAUACGAGACCACUCGCCGGUAUUCCAAGUGAUCUGUUGCCAUCCCACGCUGGAGAAAAUGAAAGAGGGCGUCGUAUACAUCCUCGAACAUCAGGAAAACCCUUCACUAUUUAAGAUUGGGUGGUCGAGUAAGAGCGCUGAGGAGAGAUUACACCAACCGAACAACUGUUAUGGAAUCAACACGAAGAUUAUUUAUGAGACCGAAAGAUUCAUCGGUGCUCCCCAGGCUGAGCGGAUUGCGCAAGUCAUACUCCGGCAUGUCAACAUUCGUGUUUUAGAAUGCUUCAAUUGCCAAGGGGGACAUAGAGAGUGGUUCAUUGCACCAAGGGAAACAGUACGCGAGACGGUGAUGCACGUCGAAGAGUUUCUCCAGAUGCCCGCAUACACGCUGCACGGUGGGGAGUACAAAUUAUCACCAGAAGCAUAUGAUCGUGUUGUCAAACAGAUGUGCGACUUCUCAGUGACACGGCUGGGUGAGCUUAUGCGUGGGCCCAAAGAAAGCCACGAGGAGACUAAGACCACAGCCGACAUGUCAAUUGACACCAUACUAACACCUUUAGCUCAAAUUACCGACGAGCCAGAGGAAAUAUCUCGUCCCAAUACUAGCAAUGGGCUUUCAGAGAUACAGGAAGUCAACAAAAGUUUUGUUUCCACUGUUGUUUCCAUUGCCUCGCAUGAAACCCAGUCUCAGAAAUUGUCUGCAGGGGUAAAAUUGGCAAGGAAAGUGAAGCGCCUCUUCUCAGUCGGUGAUUCGGUCAAGACAUAUCUUCUGCGACCUCGGGGGUCAAAGCUACAGCCGGACGGCGAUUCUAAACGCCCAUUCGGUUCUCGCUUUGUGGACCUGAAAGACAAAGCGCGUGACGCAGGCACAAAAGUACGACAUGAUGCUCGAGAAUUUCGAAGAGAUUUUAAAGAGGAAUUGCGCCGCAAGAGUGAGGAGCAGACAGUGUGA